Molecule: messenger RNA, 1762 nt
Organism: Brassicogethes aeneus
Lineage: Eukaryota; Metazoa; Arthropoda; Insecta; Coleoptera; Nitidulidae
Source: the annotation of a GenBank genome assembly
CGUUUUGUGUGCGCCUCACACUUCGGUGAGCGAGUGUGCAAAGUUUUUAGUGUAAUAACAAACUUAACAAGUUAGUUUCGAAGAAAAUAUGUUAAAGUAACCUAUUCAGUGCUAGUUAAGUAAUCACGGACUCCUAUAAGUGGGAUUGUUUCGAGGAAUAAACAUCUUCAUAAAACGCACAAUGAUAAAAAUGGAAACUGAUAAAAUAGAAGAAUCUAACAGUAAUUCACAGUUGCAGCAAUACCCGAUGACGAUCUUGCCCCCCUACGACACUGCCAGGAAAAAAGACGCCGCCUCGCCGCAACAGAUCGCCACGUUCGUGGCGGAACGCGAAGCUUGCAUCAAGUACUUCGAGCAAUGGAACGAAUCCGAUCAGGUGGAGUUCGUCGAGAACCUGCUGGCACGCAUGUGCCACUACCAGCACGGACACAUCAACUCCUAUCUCAAGCCCAUGCUGCAAAGAGACUUCAUUUCAUUACUGCCAAAAAAAGGCCUGGACCACGUGGCCGAAAACAUUUUGUCCUACCUGGACGCCGACAGCCUGAAGAACGCCGAGCUGGUGUGCAAAGAGUGGUUUAGGGUGAUAUCGGAGGGCAUGCUGUGGAAAAAGCUGAUCGAGAGGAAGGUGAGGACGGACGCCCUCUGGCGCGGCCUGGCCGAACGACGGCAGUGGAUACAGUACCUGUUCAAGCCGCGGCCGGGCGAGAACCACCGGCCGCACAGCUUCUAUCGCUCGCUCUACCCGAAGAUAAUCCGAGACAUCGACAGCAUCGAGAGCAACUGGCGCAACGGCCAUCACAUCCUGCAGAGGAUCAACUGCCGGUCGGAGAACAGCAAGGGGGUGUACUGCUUGCAGUACGACGACCAGAAGAUCGUCUCCGGACUCAGGGACAACACAAUUAAAAUAUGGGACAGGACAACGUUGCAGUGCACGCGCGUGCUGAUGGGUCACACCGGAUCGGUGCUGUGUCUGCAAUACGACGACAAAGUGAUAAUCAGCGGGUCGAGCGACUCGACGGUCCGCGUCUGGAACGUCAACACCGGCGAAAUGGUGAACACGCUCAUCCACCACUGCGAGGCGGUGCUUCAUCUGCGCUUCAACAACGGCAUGAUGGUCACCUGCUCCAAGGACCGCUCCAUAGCGGUGUGGGACAUGACCUCGCAGACGGAGAUCACGCUGCGCAGGGUGCUGGUGGGGCAUCGCGCCGCCGUCAACGUGGUCGACUUCGACGAGAAGUACAUCGUGAGCGCGAGCGGCGACCGCACGAUCAAGGUGUGGAGCACGUCGUCGUGCGAGUUCGUGCGCACGCUCAACGGCCACAAGCGCGGCAUCGCCUGUCUGCAGUACCGCGAACGCUUGGUCGUCAGCGGCAGCUCCGACAACACCAUCCGGUUGUGGGACAUAGAGUGCGGAGCGUGCCUGCGCGUGCUCGAGGGGCACGAGGAGCUGGUGCGCUGCAUCCGCUUCGACUCGAAGCGCAUCGUGUCUGGGGCCUACGACGGCAAGAUAAAGGUGUGGGACCUGCUGGCGGCGCUGGACCCGCGCGCGCCCACCGCCUCCCUCUGCCUGCGCACCUUGGUCGAGCACACGGGCCGCGUCUUCCGCCUUCAGUUCGACGAGUUCCAGAUCGUCAGCAGCUCGCACGACGACACCAUCCUCAUCUGGGACUUCCUCAACUCGGUGCCCGAGGCGCAGGGAUCGCCCUGCUCCGGCAGCCAGGGCACGCAGGGCUCGCCCUCCCGUAAGUACAACAGAUUAUGA